AUGGAUGAGUCGUCGUCAAAUUCUAACAUCAUAUUCGAACCGAAGAAUUCUCCAGAAGUGAAGAGAAUCACAGUAACUCGACAUGUUACAACACACAUCACCGAAGAACCACAAAUAGUCAUAGAGAAUGCACGCUCAUCUUCCACAAUGACGACUGAAAGACAUCUGCUCCAUAAGAAGCCUCCCAAAAGGGUUUAUCCUAUUGUCACCGUCAAAGUAUCGGACUUACCUCCCACUUUCAUGAAGCCUGAGCAAGUUUACGAACCACCGAAAGACUAUUUGUUUGAUCCAAUAGAAAUUCCUAUUGAACGAACUUAUCGCUUGAAUUCUAUUCGAACAAGUUCAGCGAAGCCAUGUGAAACUGUGCCAGAGCCUCAUCCUCGUCGCAUGAAAGGUGAUUUGCCUCAGUGUGAUCCUGAAGCUAUGAAUGGAAAUGAUGGAGGAGGAUACAAACAGCUUGACAACUGGCAUAAAUUUGAGAUUCUCAAAAAAAAGCUUUCAACCGAUUCAUAUGAUAAUCAGAGACAUGUAACUCCUGAUGAGAUAGCUGAAGAGUGCCGACGCAUGUUAAAUGAGCUACAGGAUGAUGAAGAAAAAGAAAACAGAAUUGUUUAUGGAAGGAGUCAUGGGCAGGUGGAUGAGGAAAUCGACAAAUUGAAGAAACAGGUUAAAUUAGAGAUUUUAGAAGAAAACAAAUAA
Messenger RNA from Auanema sp. JU1783, 699 nucleotides. Lineage: Eukaryota; Metazoa; Nematoda; Chromadorea; Rhabditida; Rhabditidae. The record is from the annotation of a GenBank genome assembly.